Molecule: messenger RNA, 660 nt
Organism: Teleopsis dalmanni
Lineage: Eukaryota; Metazoa; Arthropoda; Insecta; Diptera; Diopsidae
Product: dehydrodolichyl diphosphate synthase complex subunit DHDDS-like
Exons: 2
Coding region: 97-519 (140 amino acids)
Biological process (GO): polyprenol biosynthetic process
Cellular component (GO): endoplasmic reticulum; dehydrodolichyl diphosphate synthase complex
Molecular function (GO): ditrans,polycis-polyprenyl diphosphate synthase [(2E,6E)-farnesyl diphosphate specific] activity
Source: RefSeq, a predicted model, not a curated record
AAUUUUAAAAGAUCAUUACAUGAGAACCAAUCAUUAUUUGAUUUAGGAACAAAAUUUUUUAAUUAUGUACCUAUUGAAAAAGAAAAAUUUGAUGAAAUGGGUAUAUGCUUACGUGUUAUCGGCAAUAUAAGUCUUCUACCACUCGAUUUCCAACAAUCAAUAAAAGAUGCUGUAAAAGCCACGGAGCAAAACAAAAAACUUAUUGUUAAUAUAGUUUUAUCAUAUACGUCCCAUGAUGAAAUUACUUAUGCAAUUGAAACAAUAUUAAAGCAAGACGGGGAACUGAAAGACGAGGACAUAAAUGAAAAACUUUUAGAACAGAAUUUAUACAUUUCAAAACCUUUGGACAUGAUCGUAAGAACUUCAGGAGAAACUCGUUUAAGCGAUAUCUUAAUGUGGCAGCAAAAAAAUUGCAUAAUCUAUUUUGAGACAGCACUUUGGCCCCAAUUAACAUAUACUGACUUUUUUAAACAUCUUCUAUGUUAUCAACUAACACAGCGUAAGUCACAAAUUCAAUAAAUUAGAAGCCAUAACGCUAAAUUCUGGAAUGUUAAAAAAUAAUGAAUUGUAUGGUAUUCAUGCUUAUUAAAGUAAUUUUUAAGUUUUUAUUAAGUCUAAGAAAAAAUAUGGGAUAACAUUUUCCAACGGACUUUGGACACA